Rubroshorea leprosula is the source of this 693-nucleotide messenger RNA. NCBI's taxonomy places the organism in Eukaryota, Viridiplantae, Streptophyta, Magnoliopsida, Malvales, Dipterocarpaceae. The record is from the annotation of a GenBank genome assembly.
CUGGAGGGAUGAGAGAGAGAUCUGUGCUCUGUUUCGUUUUUGGCCCUAAACGGGCAAGAAAGUUAAGAAAUUAAGAGCGCUGACAGGCUGUUGACUCUUCUAGCCAUUGGAUCAACGGCCUUUUCAAUGGCAAAGUUUCUUGCAGUUCGAAUUUCUCCCUCCAUGGAAACAGAGAGCUUCCCCCUCCCACGUCCAUGCGGUUCUGAUUCUUGCGACGGUAAGUGUCGGCGCCUUUUAAUUUUUUAUGCUACUUUUAUUUGCGGCAAAAAUAUGAAAUAAGGACCCGAACUUACACCAAAUUCGUAAUUUCGGACUCAAACUUCGAUUGCACUCAAUGAAGGUCAGGAACUCCACGAAAUUCUCAAAUAAGGUCCCAAUUGGACGGAAAACUAACUUCCGUCAAAUAUCCUAUUGUUCCGUUAAUGAUCCGUCACAUUUCACACCCGCCACUGGAAAAAAUUAGUUAAAUGCUAAUUUUGUCCCUCAACUUCAUUGAGUUUCACUUUUUUGUCCCUUAACUUCAUUAAAUUUCACUUUUUUGUCCCUCAGCUUCAUUAAAUUUCACUUUUUUAUCUCUCAACUUUAUUGAAUUGUACUUUUUGGUUCAUAAACUAUUUUUUGUAUUUUUUUGGUUCUUAAAUUAUUUUUUACAUUUUUUUAAUCCCUUAACUUUAAUAACUGCACAAUUUUGAU